AUGCUUGCUGAGCGUGUAAUACAAAGUAUUCACCAAGAUCAUCCUCACGCGCAUAUCUGGAUGAAGCCCAGCCUCAAGAACAAGCUGGAUUUCGCCGGGGACCGUGUCGGGGGUCAUAGAGAUUUGCCGGGACUGCCCCUUGUUUUAACCUUCGUCGACUAUAAGAAAUCCUUCGACAGCGUAGAAGCGAAUGCAAUACUGUCAGCGCUGGUCGAUGAAGGUGUGGACGCUUCAUUUCUCUCGAACCUUCGUUUCGCUGACGACAUCGUUCUCUUUUUGAGCAGUACCAAUGAAGCAGAAGCGAUGCUCAACGAAUUGAGCAAAGCAGGGAAGAAAAUAGGACUGCGAAUAAACAGAGAGAAGACACAGUUCAUGAAGAACGCCUACUGCGAAGACGGAGGACUUCAACUUUAA
Molecule: messenger RNA, 414 nt
Organism: Necator americanus (New World hookworm)
Lineage: Eukaryota; Metazoa; Nematoda; Chromadorea; Rhabditida; Ancylostomatidae
Exons: 2
Coding region: 1-414 (137 amino acids)
Source: RefSeq, a predicted model, not a curated record